Molecule: messenger RNA, 582 nt
Organism: Staurois parvus
Lineage: Eukaryota; Metazoa; Chordata; Amphibia; Anura; Ranidae
Source: the annotation of a GenBank genome assembly
AUGAUGAUGGACGGAGCCGAGAUGAGGAUGUUCCCCGGAGGACCGGCGCCGGGAGAGCUCCACUCCUUCCCCGGGAUGGGACCCCGCCGACACACCCUGAACCCCAUGGUGACGGGCACCUCAGUGCUGGGGGUGAAGUUUGAUGGGGGGGUGAUAAUGGCGGCGGACAUGUUGGGCUCGUACGGCUCUCUGGCCCGAUUCCGGAACAUCUCCAGGAUGAUGAAGGUGAACUCGUGUACCAUGCUGGGGGCCUCCGGGGACUACGCCGACUACCAGCACCUCAAACAGGUCCUGGAGCAGAUGGUAUCGAUGAGGAGCUGGUGGGGGGACGGACACAACUACAGCCCCAAAGCCGUCCAUUCAUGGCUGACCCGCGUCAUGUACAACCGGCGCUGUAAGAUGAACCCGUUAUGGAACACCGUGGUGCUGGCGGGAUUCUACAACGGGGAGAGUUUCCUGGGCUAUGUAGACAAACUGGGCGUGGCCUACGAGGCGCCAACGAUAGCCACCGGCUUUGGAGCGUACCUGGCACAGGUGAGUGUUCCGGGGGGGGGGGGGGUAUCGGGGUCCGGAGAGGUCUGA